AGGUCAAUCGCAAGGAUAUUUUUCUUCCCUCGCCAUAUUGCAAACGAUCACUAUACUGCCAGCUGGUCGCCAUCGAAUUCUUAAUUAUGGGUGGAUUCCCCGCGCGUUAAAUUGCAUUCGAAAUCUACUGUGAAGGCAACAGGUGUCUGCUAAAAUUGUUGCCUCAUAAUGGACUACGAUUAUCUUAUCAAAUUUUUGGCUCUUGGCGAUUCCGGAGUAGGAAAAACAAGUUUUCUGUAUCAUUACACUGAUGGAAUAUUUGAUGCUCGGUUUGUGUCAACCGUAGGCAUUGAUUUCCGAGAGAAAAGAAUCAUAUACAAGACGCAAGGUGGAAGAUCUCAAAGAGUUCACUUGCAACUUUGGGAUACAGCCGGUCAAGAAAGAUUCCGAAGUUUAACAACUGCAUUUUACCGGGAUUCUAUGGGUUUUCUUUUAUUGUUCGAUCUAACAAAUGAACAGUCUUUCCUUGAGGUACGAAAUUGGUUGGAACAGCUCAAGACACAUGCUUACUGCGAAGACCCAGACAUAAUUUUGUGUGGAAAUAAAGCUGAUCUUACAUACAAGCGAGUAGUUAGUGAAAAAAAAGCUCGAGAAUUAGCUAACAAACAUGGAAUGAUCUACAUGGAGACUAGUGCAGCAACUGGCCAAAAUGUAUCACGAGCGAUAGAUGUAUUGCUAGAUCGAGUAAUGCGUAGAAUGGAAGCAACAAUGGAUUCAUCGCCAUUACCUCAUCAACGAGUAUUACGAUGUCACGAACAAGAUCCUGUGCCAUCAAAAGCUGCCUGUUCUUGCUGACAUUGCUAUAUAGCGUAGAGUAAGGUAUUUAUCUUACUCUGACGCAGAUAUACUAAUCCGAUUAACUUUUAAUUACCAGCUGACAAUUGCUUGGGAAUACAGGGUUUAACUAUCUUGUUGGAUAUUAUCAAAACAUGUUUUUGUGGUUGUGAUGACUUAUAAGGUUGAUUAAUUAACGGAGAAUAUCUUCAAGUCAAUAACUCUAACUCAAAUUUACUCAUAACUGAUUGCAUCUAAUAAAACCAUAACAUUAUUUAUUAAUCCAUUGUAAAAGUCAUUCAAAGUUUUGAAAGAUUUACGUUAUCAUUUUUAUUAAAAAUUCAAUUAUUUAUUAAAAUUUAAAUCAAUUUAUUUAUCAUGUAAGUAUGAAGAUUUUUUAAUAUACAGUAGAAUCGCUCAAAGGUCCGACAAUUUGAGAGUGUAAUAAAUUUAUAUUAAAAUACAGUAUAAAUUUGAGGUAAUAAUGUACUUAAACACUUUCAAGUAAGGAUUAAAAAUCGGACAUUUGAAAUAUUCUACUGUAUUUUGUUAAUAUGAUAUUAUUAGAUGCAGUCAUAAUAAAUAAUUGUGCUUUCAUAAAAUUCAAAUAAUGACAAUCUAUAAAUUUGGCUGUAUUACUAAAGGAUUGUUCUAUUUUCAAAAUUUCUUAAACGUGAUUCUCUAAUGAUAAGCCAAAAAUCAACGAUAGAUAUUUAUACUAUCAAAACAAAAAUGUUUACAAAUAUAUAUGACUAUAUUCUAUCGUUCAAUUAUUAUUAUAUACGAAUUCUAGAGUAUUCAAAAUGGUUUCAACAACUAUUAUAUACAAUGUAAAUUAUACAUGCAUUAAGGUAUUAUAAAUAUGUAUGAUACUGCCGCUAAAAUAUUGUUUUAAAAUGUUUAAAGUUAUUAUUAAAAAUGCUUUGAUAAAGAUUUUUCAGUAUCUUUUUUCAUAUUUUAAAAAAUGUUUUUUAUAUUUUAAUAUUUACUAUCUAUUUUCGAUAAAUAAUUUUAAUGAAAAAAUUUACAUUAUUUACAUUGUUAUCACAAAUUAUAUAAUUCACUAACUCCUUCGUAAGAGUAUUUCCAAGUCAGACACGCGAUUUUUUCCAUCUAUAUGUUCUAUUUGAGUUCUUGGAGACAAAUUGUUUAUUUCACUAGUAUUUUUCACCUGAUUGAUGUCUGUAUGUCUUGUGGAAGCACUUAAAAUAGUUUUUUUAACUUCAAACUUUUUUGAAUUAAAAAAUUUACCAAUAAAUUUCACCGAAAAUAAA
Molecule: messenger RNA, 2048 nt
Organism: Chelonus insularis
Lineage: Eukaryota; Metazoa; Arthropoda; Insecta; Hymenoptera; Braconidae
Gene: Rab27
Product: RAS oncogene family member Rab27
Exons: 7
Coding region: 169-795 (208 amino acids)
Biological process (GO): exocytosis; positive regulation of exocytosis
Cellular component (GO): secretory granule; Golgi apparatus; exocytic vesicle
Molecular function (GO): GTP binding; GTPase activity
Source: RefSeq, a predicted model, not a curated record